UCACAUCACUCCAGCUGUAAGGAAGCAGAAGAACGAUGGGAUUUAACCGAGAAGCGUAGUUCCCCCUCCCCUUCUUUUACUUCUUUGAAUUUAUUUAGCAUCUUUUCUUCUGCAAAAUUGGGAAACUUUUUGACUUUUCCACUUUGGAUGCUGAGAUGCUCACAAAGUGACAAACAGCGCUCCUCGUGUCUUCUUCCUUCCCCAGCAACGCAUCAAAACGCAAUGAAAGACGACUUUGCAGACGAGGAGGAAGUACAGUCUUUUGGAUACAAGCGAUUUGCCAUCCAGGAAGGCACCCAGUGCACCAAGUGUAAGAAGGAAUGGGCGCUGAAGACCUCCAUAGCUUUGCUCUAUGUGCUGUGUACUCUACUCACCAUAGCUGUUGCUGUACUUGGAUAUAAAGUGGUGCAAAGAGUCGACAGAGUGUCUGCAGGCAUUGCCAACUAUGGGGGGAAGAUUAUCGCGGUGGAGUCUGACUUGAAAAAGUUAGAUGAUCAAAGUGGUGAAAAGUCUGAGAACACCACUACAGCAAUCCAUGCCUUCAAAACAAAGGUUUGGGCCCUGCAAAGGCAGCUGUCCACCAUGGAGGAGCAUCUCCACGCCGACCAGGUUCAGCUGAGCCACCUGCAAAACCUCGGCUCGGAAAUCCAGAGCAAUCAGGCCUCCAUCCGAAGUCUGUUGGACAUCAACACAGCCGCCUUGCGCUUCGUCAACGGCACUCUGCAUUCCUACAGCAGCAUCCUCGGGGGUCUGCAGGAUGACACGACCCGUUUGCAGAAGGAACUCCAGCAACAAGUGAAGCUCCAAAACCAGAUCUUGCUGAGCAUCGGCGGUCUGAACCUCACCCAGGCACAGCAGCGUGGCCUCAUCGAGGCUCUGCAUCGCUCCGUUGACGACACCGGUCAGAACAUCCAGAAAGUCCGCAAUGACUUUCAAAGCCUGGAGCAGAGCACCAGGCAGACGCUCUCUGAUACCGAGUGGCUUCGGACUAAAGUGGAUAACCUGCAGAUUCUUGCGACUAACGCCUCGGUUCUCUCCAAAGCCAACAACGAUAGCCUGGAGGAAGUCGGAUCCCAGCUGGCGUUUGUUUCCAGCCAGUUGCAGAACACCAGCAACUUGGCUGAUGCCCAUGACCAGUCCCUGAAGGAGAUCCUCGACCAGCAGAGGGAUUUCACCAACCUCACGUCAUCUAAAUUCGAACGUCUAGAGGUACGACUGGACGAUACGGAGCAGGGCUUGGACCGUGUGACGGGCAACGUCAGCUUUACCACGCAACUCUUGGGCGCCAUCAACCUCAACCUGAACUCCUUGCGGGGUUACUCUGAAACGGUUUCUCGCCACUCGGACAUUCUGGUGAGCCUCAACGGCAGUGUGGCUGGCGUGAAGGUGGAUGCGGCUGGUUUGCGAUCCCAGCAGGAGGACCUGGCGGCACGAUUGGAUAAGGAAGUGACUAGUCUCUCUAUCAUCAUGGAGGAGAUGAAGUUGGUGGACACCAAGCACUCCCAGUUGAUCACCAACUUCACCAUCUUACAGGGGCCUCCUGGUCCUAGAGGGCCACGAGGGGACAAAGGACCUCAAGGACCAAUUGGCCAGUCAGGUCAGAAGGGCGAAAAAGGGGACAAAGGUGCCUCAGGAAUACGUGGUCCAAGAGGGGAGCAAGGUAUUCCUGGCCCGCCAGGUCUACCAGGAUUAAGAGGCCUUCCAGGCAUCCCGGGGAAUCCAGGGUCCAAGGGCACCAGGGGAUCAGGGGGAAGGGCUGGACCUCCUGGCGGUAAAGGCGAGCCGGGUACCGCUGGCCUGCCUGGAAGGGACGGCCAGCCUGGUCCUCAGGGGGCACAGGGUCCACCUGGCAUCCGGGGUCCAAUAGGGCCGGCUGGAGAGCAGGGGCCAAGGGGACUGCAAGGACCCGUGGGUCCUCCAGGGCCUGGGGGACCACCAGGACCACCUGGGGCUCCCACUCAGGGAGCUGUUAGUGCCUUGAGUCCAGUGCCUCUCCAAGAUGAAGCAGUUGCUCCGACACUAGGGGACACAGCUUGCUCACCCGAGUGGCUUCACUACAGGGACAAGUGCUACUUGUUCGCCAAAGACUUGCACAGCUUUGAUGACGCAAAGGCAACUUGUGAACUCAAACUGGGUUCCUUGUUGACCAUCGAUGACACAGAGGAACAGACAUGGCUUCAGAAGCAGACGCACGGCAAGGGCUACUUCUGGAUGGGUCUUACUGACCGGGCGGAGGAGAGUGUUUGGCGCUGGCUGGAUGGCAGCCAACCGGCUUUCACGAGGUGGAAGCCCGGCCAGCCGGACAACUGGGGCCACGGUCACGAGAGCGGCGAGAACUGCGCGGGGCUGAUCCACGACGGCCUUUGGAACGAUUUCUUCUGUGAAGACCUCAUAAGUUACAUUUGCCAGAAGCCACAGAUAGUGAUACGAAUCUCGUAGCAGUGAAGGCGGGGAAUGGGAGGCGGGCAGCUAGACUGGACCCCACUCGGGUUUCAGUCCACACACAAAUCGACGCAUUUGGGACACGAGCGGCUUGAGUGCAAUACAGCAACGCGGCCAAAGGAAGGACAAUCUCUUUUUAUAUGUAUACUGUAUAGUUCUGACAAAUCUACCAAGUGAUUGAUAAAUAUUUUAACGUGAGACCGAUUAUCUGAAUGUAUAUUUCACUAUGCAACUUUUUAGGAAAACAGUGAUUCCUUAAAUACAAAAAAAAUACAUGAUUUUGAUUGUUUUUUUUUUCUUUUGGUGAGAUUAAAAAACAGAAUUAAACCUGCUGGUUUCAAUUGAAGUCCGGGAUAUGGUUUACGGGUUGUAGUACCGGGACAAACCUGUGGGAGGUAGCAAUAUGCCGCAGGUUUUUGGUUCUUUUCUAAGGUUUCAAAAUUUCAAAAAUGAUCAAAAAGUAC
Molecule: messenger RNA, 2906 nt
Organism: Corythoichthys intestinalis (scribbled pipefish)
Lineage: Eukaryota; Metazoa; Chordata; Actinopteri; Syngnathiformes; Syngnathidae
Product: collectin-12-like
Exons: 10
Coding region: 148-2439 (763 amino acids)
Biological process (GO): extracellular matrix organization
Molecular function (GO): extracellular matrix structural constituent conferring tensile strength
Source: RefSeq, a predicted model, not a curated record